Molecule: messenger RNA, 567 nt
Organism: Quercus lobata
Lineage: Eukaryota; Viridiplantae; Streptophyta; Magnoliopsida; Fagales; Fagaceae
Product: transcription factor bHLH36-like
Exons: 3
Biological process (GO): regulation of transcription by RNA polymerase II
Cellular component (GO): RNA polymerase II transcription regulator complex
Molecular function (GO): protein dimerization activity; RNA polymerase II transcription regulatory region sequence-specific DNA binding; DNA-binding transcription factor activity, RNA polymerase II-specific
Source: RefSeq, a predicted model, not a curated record
AAAAUAUUAGCAACUCCGGACAAUAAUGAAGAAAAUUUAAGUAAUAAUAAUGAGAGGAAGAUCAUGCGUAGGGACAUCGAAAGACAAAGAAGGGAACAAAUGGCCUCUCUGUACUCAUCACUUCGAUUGCUGCUUCCUCUUGAAUUCAUCAAGGGAAAGCGUUCAGCCUCGGAUCUCAUAAACGAAGCUGCCAAUUAUAUUAAACACAUGACAGAGAAGAUCCAAGGACUCCAAGUCGAGCGAGAUCAGCUGAAGAAUCUAUCCAAUUCGACUGCUUUUAUUCCUGGGAUCGAAAUUUCGAAUAAUUGUUCACUGAACUAUGCUACAGUUCGUGUAUCCGAGGCUGGAGUUGAGAUUUUGAUGAGUAGCUGGUUGAGAGAGGAAGGUUUUCUUCUAUCAAAGGUGCUGGAAUUAUUGCUUGAAGAAGGACUUAGUGUGAUUAGGUGUGCCUCCAACAAAACAAACCAAAGGUUAUUUCUUACAAUUCAGUCCGAGGUUUGCGAUCCGACUCGCUUCAAUCUAUCUGAGCUUCAACAGAAGUUAAAUGCUAUGUGCAAUUACGGGUGA